AUGAGAAGUGAUACCCAAGUGGGGAAAACCACACUACAUCCAGAACAGAUCCUGUUGUUUAUUAAACGUUUCGCACCUGUAGAAGACUUAGCUGUGAAUUGGUUAACUGAUGAGUCCAAGCUUGCCAAAACUGAAGCUGAAAGAGAAAGUGUUCCUAAGUUGUUUGAAAGAACUGUAUGUGACUAUCUGUCUGUACCUCUCUGGCUAGAAUAUGCUCAAUUUUCUAUUGGAUGUAUGGGAGUGAAAGAUGGCAUGGAAAAUGCUCGGAGUGUUUUUGAACGGGCAAUUACUGCUGUAGGCCUCCAUGUUACCCAGGGCGCUAUGAUCUGGGAAGCAUACAGGGAGUUUGAGAAUGCCAUUCUUGGUACUCUACAAACUAGUCCAGGGUCACUGAUGAGGAGUGGAAUUCUCCGAAACUAGUCUGGCUCACAGACACACCCCCAAUGAAAGGAUAGACCAUUCCAAGCUUUUACUUGUUGUUAAACAAAUGUUUACACAACUCUAUUUAAUUAUGUACCAGCUGUCUAAUGUCGGCUAACAAUGUGAAGAAUUAAAUUGUAGCGGAAUGCUACAAGUUCUUCAAAUACCUAUAGAAUGAUAGGUUUCUUUUUGUGAGUGUAAAACACUUAUUUACACCAGUUCAAAAAAGUAUAUAGACUUUUGCAAGUGGUUGGGAUUUUUCCAUCCACUGAGUAUAAAUUAAAAUUAUACCACUAAUGUCGCAAAUAUUAUGACACACAAAUACAACAUUCUGUACAACUAGCAGCAAGUACAGAUUGUUAUUGAUUAAAAAUUGGCCUUCAGUUCUUUUAAAAAAGAAAAACCAUUUUCACAAAAUAUUAUUUUAUAAUAUGCUUGACACUUUUUAGUAGCUAGGAACAAUUGAGCUUACUUGUUCUAGUUUCUAAGGUUUUACUCUUAGCAACAUGACAUGUCUACAGUAUAAGAUAAAUAACUGUUGUUGAAAGAAGAGAGAUAAUUGUUGUAUUUUUCUAUAUUAAUGACAAUAAUAACAAUAUGUAGUUCUAUGCCAAACUUAUGGAAAUAUAUAUAUUUGAAAACAUGAAAGAAAGUUUUAAAAGUUGAAAAAAAACUUGUGUAAAAACAUUCAUGGAAAUAAAUCUCCUAAACAGAGUAAUGACUAACAUCUAAUUUCUUAUACACUCUAUCACACCAACAUUUGAAUUAAAUAAAAUAGAACCUGUUGAAAAGUAACAUGUUGUCUUGAUAUAUCUGCUUGUUCUUAUUACUUCUUUCAUGAGCAAAGAAAGUUUCAAACUCACAUCUGAAAAUAAUCAAGAUUUAUUACCCACAAAUUAUGCUACUUUUAGUAUUUAAGUCAACACUUAGAAUGACAAGCAUGUUCAAAAUCAUCUCUAUGCGCUCUGGGGUCGUAUACAAAUACAUUUGUGUUAGCUGUAAAAUAAUUGUUGUUGUUUGAAGUUAAGCACAAAGCUGCUUAUCAUGAGUAUUGAAACCUGGUUUCUAGCUGAGGGCAGCUGUAAAGUUACCUAUAUUGUUAAAAUUACAUAUCACAUGCAAAUAUGCACAUAAGAACACAUGGGAAUUUCAGACAGAAGCGGAUAUAAGCUAACUUAUCCAUCUGAGUCUUGUAGUAAGAAUAACAACCACCCCAUACUUCUAACAAUCUUUAAGAUUGUCGACGCUGGAACAAUAGAUUACAAAUUCUAUUUGAAAAAAUAUUUUAUUAAAAGUUAAUGCUUUUACAGUAUUUAAGGAACAGGUAAAACGUUUCAGUCACUGGUGUGAUCAUUCUCCAGUACAUAAGUUUUAACGUUAAAGAAUGUUUUAGUAUUUAAGUCAACCUUCAACAAUUUAACAAUGUAUUUAAAUUCUAAAAUUGUGGAACUGUCCUUAAGAAUCAAACUGGGCACUGCCCUCUUGUAUCAAAGUAGCAGAUAGAAAAGCAGGAAAGAGGAUUUUUGAUUUUAGGUCAGAUGUAAUAGUAUUGUGUGCUAAGUGGAACGACAAUAGCAUUGUAACUGUUGCCAGUAAGUACUACGAUGUCAGCCCAGUUCAGAAGGUUGAGUAAAGAAAGAAAAGAAGAA
Messenger RNA from Limulus polyphemus (Atlantic horseshoe crab), 2069 nucleotides. Its product is annotated as squamous cell carcinoma antigen recognized by T-cells 3-like. NCBI's taxonomy places the organism in Eukaryota, Metazoa, Arthropoda, Merostomata, Xiphosura, Limulidae. The transcript is spliced from 5 exons. The record is from RefSeq and is a predicted model, not a curated record. Gene Ontology annotation, molecular function: protein binding. Gene Ontology annotation, biological process: RNA processing. Bases 1 to 420 code for a protein of 139 amino acids.